Messenger RNA from Quercus lobata, 1228 nucleotides. RefSeq lists its product as uncharacterized. Lineage: Eukaryota; Viridiplantae; Streptophyta; Magnoliopsida; Fagales; Fagaceae. The record is from RefSeq and is a predicted model, not a curated record. The coding region runs from base 216 to 1100 and encodes 294 amino acids. The transcript is spliced from 6 exons.
AAUCCUCACCACUUAAAAAUAAACAAAACAAAUUCAUUUUACAUUUUCAUUAGUAGACAGUGCAAAUUCAAACAUUCCAAGAAGAGACAGAGUUUGAAGGAGAGACUAGAAACUAGUAGUAGCGAGUAAGUGUUGUUGAUUACAUGGGUGACAUCAAACUUGAAUGACUGGGGGUUUUGUUAUUUAUUGUUAGCUUUUAGAAUUCACAUUUCACAAUGAAAUUUGCUCUUAUAAGCACUAAUUCCACACACCCAUUUGCUCCAUUUUGUGCCUGUGCCUACACAUCCUCUCACUCUAAGCCAAAGUAUCAGAACCAGAAUCAGAAUCCAAAUCCAAUUACAACAUUUUGCAAACCCUUUACUUUGCCCACCAUACUCUCCUCGAAAUCAUCUCAUUCUAAACCAUCCAGAUUAGUUGCGCUUUGUGCUUCCCGUGCUGCUAAACCAUCCAAUGCCGAAUUGGAGAAUAGUAGGUUGGGUGAGGAGGUGUUGAGUGAAGAAACCAUUGUUGAAGAUGAAAAUUCACAAAGCCAGUGGAAUGUGGAAGUGGGGAACCCCAUUGUUCCUGCCAAUGUUGUCAAAUUGAGCUUGAGUGACCAAGCCUUCUUGCUAUUGGCGUUCAUUGCCUGCACGACUUCUGUGGCAUUUACUAGUCUCGUUAUUGCUGCUGUCCCAACACUAUAUGCAAUGGGGAGAGCUGCAACAUCUCUUUCAAAGCUAGCAGAUACAGCUCGUGAGGAGCUCCCUAGUACUAUGGCUGCCAUUAGGCUAUCUGGCAUGGAAAUCAGCGACCUUACACUAGAACUAAGUGAUUUAAGCCAAGAGAUAGCUGAUGGGGUCAGCAAAUCUACUCAAGCUGUGCAAGCAGCAGAAGCUGGAAUUCGACAAAUUGGUGCAGUUGCUCGCCAGCAAACUAUUUCAAUGAUUCAAGAGAGAGCAAGCCUGCCCAUCAUCUCUUUGCAACCUGUCGUUGCUGGAGCUGCAAAGAAGACUUCUCAUGCUGUUGGCCAAGCAACAAAGACCUUCAUGAAUAUGAUCUCUCGGGGGGAGUUCAACCCAGAGAAUGAAGACGACAGUGGAAUUGAUAGAGUGGAGAUUUAAAGGUUUGCUGCUUCCCAAUUAUGUGUGGCCUUGUGUACAUAUUGCAGUGAACAUAGACAUUAGCUUCAAAUGAGUGUGAUUAUGCAGACGCCCAAAAAAUUUUGGGCUAAUUUUAGUCAUUUGUCUCA